Molecule: messenger RNA, 658 nt
Organism: Cucurbita pepo subsp. pepo (vegetable marrow)
Lineage: Eukaryota; Viridiplantae; Streptophyta; Magnoliopsida; Cucurbitales; Cucurbitaceae
Product: ribosomal protein L30 family protein
Biological process (GO): translation
Cellular component (GO): large ribosomal subunit; mitochondrion
Molecular function (GO): structural constituent of ribosome
Source: RefSeq, a predicted model, not a curated record
AAAAAAUCAGCCCUACUCUUCGUUUCUCAGCCCUCCUCAGAUUGAAGCGUGAGCCUGAACAUCUGCAUAUACUCGUCACUUCCCUCGAUUCCUCUCCUUUCUCCUACUCGAACUGAUUUUGGAGGUCUUAGACAUGAAUGCCUUCAAGGCCUUCAAAGCGAAUGUUCCAAUUGCAUGGAGUCCUAAUCUCUAUAUCACAUUAGUGAGAGGCAUUCCUGGAACAAGGAGACUUCACAGACGUACUUUAGAGGCCUUACGUCUUCGGAAAUGCAACCGAACUGUCAUGCGCUGGAACACCCCAACUGUUCGAGGAAUGCUUCAACAGGUAAAGCGAUUAGUAGUCGUUGAAACAGAAGAAAUGUUUAAAGCCCGUAAACAGAAGGUGGAACAGCACAAAUCUCUUCGAACGCCAUUAGUUGUAAAUCACCUUCCUGCUCCAAGUUCGGGUUCUUCUUGAAAACAUGUGUUGCUGUUAGAGGUCAGGUUUAGUUCUUAAGUAUUGGGAUGAUGUUGAAAAGAAUUAUAUUUGAGCAGCGUAUUUUUCUUGAAUUAUUUGACAAUCAAGUCUUUUAUGCUCUAUACAUCUUGCUGAGUUUAGUGACUAGAAUAACUUAUUGAAAUAUUUGCCUGUUCGAAAAUGGAAUGUCGCUUUUGAUGA